This is a messenger RNA of Cylicocyclus nassatus, 786 nucleotides long. Lineage: Eukaryota; Metazoa; Nematoda; Chromadorea; Rhabditida; Strongylidae. The record is from the annotation of a GenBank genome assembly.
AUUCGUGAAAUGCUGCCUGCGAAAACCACAGUCAACCGCGACAUUCUGGUACACACAAGUACGCUCCCAAAAAAAGUGAAAACGAACUUCAAGCAAAUGCUUUCUAACUCCUUGAAGUCAUGGAAGGAACUUGGUAUAGAAGUCGCUCACAUCGGAAUAAAUCUAAAGGAUGCAUUUCUCGUGCCACUACUAGCUAGACGAGGAUUCAAGUUCUCUUUUGUAACCGAUGAUGGACUGACAAUGUCAAGAUGGGUGCCAGAUACCGCAUCUCCUCUUGUGCCACGUGGCUCCUACCAUCACUGCGUUCAGUGCUUGGUCGUGGACAAGCUGGGCCGUAUUUUGGUGAUCAAGGAACAAAAACACACCGACUCAGCGUGGAAACUUCCCGGUGGAAAAGCUCAAAACUGCGAGAAAAUAUUUGAUACUGCAAAAAGAAAGGUCUUGGAACAGACGGGAAUCCGUGCUACACCCGAUGCCAUUAUCUCAGUGAAGCACAGAGCUGCUUUGCCGCACUCCAUAUAUAUCGGUACAUUUUUCUUCUCUUGCUUGAUGCAUACUGAAGAAGACGCUGAUAAACAAGAUGCUUCCCAUCAUUCUCACGAAUAUGUCGCGUCAUGGUUCACCAGAGACGAGUUGAGAUCCUUUGAUAUAAAGGAUUUUUUCGAGCAACAUCGCAACAUAUUCCUACAGUACGACGAAUGGUUGAAGUCCAGUACUGGCCAAGAUACUGCUUUCACUAAAGAUGGAUGGCGUUUUCACCACUGUUCUUUUUUUUCUGAAGUCUAG